Lathyrus oleraceus (garden pea) is the source of this 1306-nucleotide messenger RNA. Its product is annotated as protein transport protein SEC13 homolog B. Gene Ontology annotation, biological process: COPII-coated vesicle budding; protein import into nucleus. The record is from RefSeq and is a predicted model, not a curated record. Gene Ontology annotation, cellular component: COPII vesicle coat; nuclear pore outer ring. Gene Ontology annotation, molecular function: structural molecule activity; protein binding. The transcript has 3 exons. Bases 169 to 1074 code for a protein of 301 amino acids. NCBI's taxonomy places the organism in Eukaryota, Viridiplantae, Streptophyta, Magnoliopsida, Fabales, Fabaceae.
UAAAAAACGAAGAAAAGUAACAACAUUGAUUUUUUUCCUUUCAUAUUCCGUUGAAGUGUUAUUGUUUUUGGAUCUCAUAUCCUAAUUCACCAACAGCUCCGGCCACAGCAGUUCCGGUCACCGCCUUCCGUUUCAUCACUCUCUCUGUCUCACCUCUUUCUCAGAAAUAUGCCUUCUCAGAAGGUUGAAACAGGUCAUCAAGACACCGUGCACGAUGUUGCGAUGGAUUAUUAUGGAAAGAGGCUGGCAACAGCUUCUUCGGAUCACACGAUUAAGAUAAUUGGGGUGAGUAAUUCAGCCUCUCAGCAUCUAGCAACUCUGACUGGUCACCAAGGGCCUGUUUGGGAGGUUGCCUGGGCUCACCCUAAGUUUGGAUCUCUGCUCGCUUCGUGUUCCUUUGACGGGCGUGUUAUUCUCUGGAAGGAGGGUAACCAAAACGAGUGGACACAAGCUCAUGUAUUCGAUGACCAUAAGUCAUCUGUGAAUUCAGUUGCUUGGGCGCCUCAUGAGUUGGGUCUUUGCUUGGCUUGUGCUUCGUCGGAUGGGAAUAUAUCUGUAUUCACUGCAAGAGCAGAUGGUGGAUGGGACACAUCGAGGAUUGAUCAAGCUCAUCCAGUUGGUGUCACUUCUGUGUCUUGGGCUCCUUCAAUGGCGCCGGGUGCUCUUGUUGGAUCAGGGUUACUUGAUCCUGUGCAGAAGCUUUGUUCUGGUGGUUGUGAUAAUACUGUUAAGGUGUGGAAGCUUAGCAAUGGACAGUGGAAGAUGGACUGCUUCCCUGCGCUUCAGAUGCAUAACGAUUGGGUUCGAGAUGUUGCUUGGGCGCCAAAUUUGGGACUACCUAAAUCCACUAUUGCUAGUGCGUCGCAGGAUGGGAAAGUGAUCAUAUGGACUGUAGGCAAAGAAGGGGAUCAUUGGGAAGGAAAAGUUUUGAAUGAUUUCAAAACCCCUGUUUGGAGGGUGUCAUGGUCUUUGACAGGAAAUAUACUGGCCGUGGCGGAUGGAAACAACAAUGUCACAUUAUGGAAAGAAGCAGUCGAUGGGGAAUGGCAACAGGUGACAACAGUGGAGCCAUAGAAUAUGAUUGUUCAGAUAAAAAUGGGGUUUGCCUAGCGUACACAAUCAUAUUAGGUGGCGCAUUGUGCACAAGUUUCAUUUGCCAUUAAAUUUUGAAGACCCAAUAGAUCUUAUGGUGUUUCUUUCCGGCUAAAUCUUUGCUCAUUUCCCUCCGACGCCCAUGUUUACCCUCAAUUGUUGCUUUCGAUUUAAUAGCAUUGAAAUAAAACAACUCGAAUCAGUUCUAUAUUGC